AUGGUGUUGCUUAAAAAGGCGGCGUUUUCCUCAAAAAUAUACUAUAGUGUGGGAAUUUUAUUCGUUAUUGUUAUAUCAAUUGUUGUAACUACACGUAUUCAAAAAUUCAAUCCUGUCAGAUAUCCAUUUCCAAUUCAUUCAAAAAAUCAAUCUGUUUUAACACAAUCAAUUUCACAGCAAAUCAAUAUAACCUGUAUUGUAUACGUUGUGAAUAGUGGUGGCCGACUAGGUAAUCAUAUGUUUAUGGUCGCUAGUGCCUACGGUCUUGCUCGUCUUCAUUCUUGUCAUUUGUAUUUUACACCAGCAAUAACCGAUGAGAUGAAGUUAAUAUUUAUUUUUGAUCUUUCUCAUUUUCUUAUUUCGACUACAACAUUUAACUCAAUCAUGCACAAUCUUCCAAAACAAAUGACUAAAGAAAGUAGAAGUAUCACUUGCCAAUAUAUUCCAGAAUUGAUGCGUCCAAACGCCAUUUCCUCAGGACGUCUAUUUGAAUUACAAGGUUAUUGGCAAUCGUACUUACAUUUUCAUACAUAUCGCGAUGAGCUGCAAAAUCGUCUUUUUGUUGCGAGACGAUUGGUAAUUGAGCGCGUCUCAAAGUUCUUCAUUAACAUCUAUCGACGAAAGUUUAAAUUCAAGCCUCAUUUUUCAUUGGACAAUCAUCAAUUAUUUAAAAACCAAUUAGCUCAAUCGAAAUGGAUAACAUGGAUUGGAAUUCAUGUGCGACGUGCAGACUUUCUUCUUACAAAUUAUUCUUCGUCCGAUGAAUAUUUACUUUCAUCCAUUGAAUAUUACAAAAAACGUUAUUCGAAUGCUCAUUUUAUCGUUGCUAGUGAUGAUAAACGUUAUUGUAGAAAUCUAUUCCGUCAUCGACCAAAUAUUUUUGUUACACCAGUAUCGUUUUCCAACGGUGAUGAUUUAAUAGCAUUAUCACUUUGUCAACAUUCAAUCGUAACUGGUGGAACCUUUGGUUGGUGGACAGGUUAUCUUGCUAGUGGUGAAGUCAUUCAUGAUAAAGCAUAUCCAUCUGGCUGUGAGCGAGAUGAAUAUUACUAUCCAUCAUGGUUUAUUAUACCUGGACAAAUACGAGCACAUAACAAUAGUAAUUAUACAGUUUGA
Molecule: messenger RNA, 1116 nt
Organism: Rotaria socialis
Lineage: Eukaryota; Metazoa; Rotifera; Eurotatoria; Philodinida; Philodinidae
Source: the annotation of a GenBank genome assembly